AUGUACAACACAGCGAAGUAUCAUUGUGACCCAUGCACGCGCGUGAUGGAUUCCAAUGAACGAUCUGAUUGGGACAUUCUCUUUCGAAAUCCAAGCUGGACUGAGUCGGUAUCCCCUGUGAAAAAGACUUGCUGGUGCGCCAUAACGACUGUGCUUCAACGUCUCGUUAAUCAGCUCCCUGUGGGGCAGACACUUCCGAUGUUUCAAUCUGCCAUGUACCAGUCUCCUUUCGCUCCAAAUUUCUGCCGCAGCGACCUCGUACUGGAACGAUUUAUUGUGAAGGAACUGAAGCUGGUAAGAGAAGAUUGGUACCCAGAUUUGAGCACGUUCAGCAAUGCUCCCUUGACAUUCAUAAGCUCUCAAGACGUGGUGUGGUUGACCGGCGGUGGUAGUCGCUCGAACCCCCGAGCCGUGGUGCACCCUAUCGCAUGCGAUGCUGUUGUGACGGACUUGCAUCAUGACCAAGAUGCAACCGAUGCGGAAGAGGCUUUUGCUGCAGGCGAAAAGUUGGACCUCGAGACUAACUGUACCAUCAAAUUUGUUGGUCGCGAGAAGCCACUUUGGGGAAAGCUGGGAAUACGAUGCCCUAGUACUGUCAGCGUAUGGACGGGCAUCAAACAGCGACUUCAGCAACUGUACUCGGCUGACCCACACGGCGAACGCCACAGGAAGGUCAGGGUCGAUGCUAACGAACGUUGCGCAGAACUUGGCUUAUACGCGGUUGAUGACGAGUCUACGAAUAAAGUGGUCAGAUGGAUAGAGGAGAACAUCCAGCCACCUUUGUGGGAAUAUCUGUAG
Messenger RNA from Protomyces lactucae-debilis, 798 nucleotides. RefSeq lists its product as uncharacterized. The coding region runs from base 1 to 798 and encodes 265 amino acids. NCBI's taxonomy places the organism in Eukaryota, Fungi, Ascomycota, Taphrinomycetes, Taphrinales, Protomycetaceae. The transcript has a single exon. The record is from RefSeq and is a predicted model, not a curated record.